Tachyglossus aculeatus (Australian echidna) is the source of this 951-nucleotide messenger RNA. Its product is annotated as olfactory receptor 1052-like. Gene Ontology annotation, molecular function: olfactory receptor activity; G protein-coupled receptor activity; odorant binding. Lineage: Eukaryota; Metazoa; Chordata; Mammalia; Monotremata; Tachyglossidae. Gene Ontology annotation, biological process: G protein-coupled receptor signaling pathway; sensory perception of smell. The record is from RefSeq and is a predicted model, not a curated record. The transcript has a single exon. Gene Ontology annotation, cellular component: membrane. The coding region runs from base 1 to 951 and encodes 316 amino acids.
AUGGCAGAAGGAAAUCUCACCAUGUGGAAUGAGUUUAUCCUUUUGGGUCUGACUGACCGAGUGGAUCUGCAGGUGGCCCUCUUUCUGUUUUUUCUCAUGGCCUAUAUUGUCACCGUGGUAGGUAACCUUGGGAUGACGAUGCUGAUCAAGAUUGAGCCCCAACUUCACACCCCCAUGUACUUUUUCCUCAGCAAUUUAUCUUUUGUCGAUUUCUGUUACUCAUCAUGCGUCACUCCCAGGAUGCUAAUGACCUUCUUGUCAGAAACCAAAGCCAUUUCUUUUAUUGGGUGUGCGUCCCAAGCUUAUUUCUUUGGGGCAUUUGCAACCACUGAGGUAUUCCUUCUGGCUGUGAUGGCAUAUGAUCGAUACGUGGCCAUCUGCCACCCACUGCUCUAUAGAGUCACUGUAUCCCCCAGGGUCUGUGUUGUCCUGGCAUCAAUUACUUACUUUGGUGCCUUUGCAAAUUCACUUAUUCAUACCUAUCUUACAUUUAGAUUGUCAUUCUGCCAAUCCAAUGUGAUCAAUCAUUUCUUCUGUGAAAUUCCACUACUGUUACAACUCUCUUGUUCAGAUACGAGCAUCAAUUUCCUACUGAUGUUUAUCUGUGCUGCUUUUAAUAGCUUGAGCACACUUUGGACUAUCCUGAUCUCUUAUAUUUGCAUUCUUGCUGCCAUCCUAAGGACCCAAUCUAGAGAGGGGAAACGGAAAGCCUUCUCCAUUUGUGCUUCCCACCUAACUGCUGUUUUCAUUUUCUAUGGGACCCUGAUCAUCAUGUAUCUUCAGCCACAUUCAAACUCUUCCCUGAAUCAGAACGGAUUGGUCUCCGUGUUUUAUACUGUGUUCAUCCCCUUGCUGAAUCCUCUGAUCUACAGCUUGAGAAACAAAGAAGUGAAAAGUGCCUUUAGGAAAGUAAUGGAGAUGAAGGUGCUUUCUCUGUUUUUUGAUGAUUAA